Molecule: messenger RNA, 2117 nt
Organism: Parathielavia appendiculata
Lineage: Eukaryota; Fungi; Ascomycota; Sordariomycetes; Sordariales; Chaetomiaceae
Exons: 4
Coding region: 279-1655 (458 amino acids)
Biological process (GO): regulation of transcription by RNA polymerase II
Cellular component (GO): SAGA complex
Molecular function (GO): transcription coactivator activity
Source: RefSeq, a predicted model, not a curated record
ACCCACCCAAACCUGAAGACCGACCACCUCAGUUGCGGCAGCCGGCGAGAAUAUCAUCGAUUCGGCAGCGCCACCAUGCGAGAUCCAUUGGUUUGAAUUCGAAAUUGUGAUCGCAUGAGCCCGGCAUACAUUUUUAUGCGCCCAAUGAACGCGUGUUCGCCCCACGAUUGUGCAGCAUUCCGCGCGCGACCGUCCUGACGCCCUCUUUUCGCGCUCUCGCCGACCGCAUCCCCGAACCGCUCGCUUAUCCGUGGCUGGCGAUAUCGCGAGCUCCCACCAUGGUCGACAUCAACCCCGCCGCUUUGAGCAGCCGGCCAUCCAUCAGCCUGUCCACACCGGUGCUCUCGAAACAGUCCAUCAAUGUCUCGGUUCCUUCAAUACACAAAGCUCCCAAAACCAGCCAGCUUAUACCCGCCCGGAUCGACCUAGAGUCCAUCUAUACAGAGCUCAAAGCAAGCAUUGGCGCCGAGCAAUGGCCAAUAUACAAAGAGACCAUCACCAGCUUUCUAAUUGGCCGCCUCAACCAGGCCGAGUUCAGUGAGCGCAUCGACCCCAUACUCGCUUCACCCGAUGGCGCCAAAGAACAUCUCCACAACCGGCUCAUUGCGGCCAUAUACGGCAAUGUUACGCGGGAAAUGCCCGAUCAGGGCCUUGCGCCCUGGGUCAGCGCCAACGACAAGCCGUCGACGACUCCCGGGAGCAAACCCGUGUCCGGAGAUGCUGCCGAGCGGAGGUUAAAGGGGGAGGUCAUGCAACUCCCGGCACGUGACCGGAGGCGAAUCAAGGAUCUUGUACACAACGAUUUUGACCCAUACGAUUCCCUGGCCAAUGUAUUUACGGACCACGCCCGGAUGCGCCCUGCCAAGACGACCGAGGUGCCUGCCAGCGCGGGAGGGGGCCUCAGCCGAAUGAACUUUGAUCUCGAGAUUAGGAAACGCUACGCGCAGCCACUGGCCGUCGAGUCGGGCGAGUUUCCGGACGUCAGUAACAUCGAGGCCCGGAUGCUGCCCUUUUGCUACGAGGCAGGCCUCGUAUCGGGGCAUGCGCCAGACGCGGCGCAGUUCAUGUCGAUCGCCACCGAGACCUUCAUCAAGGAGGUCAUGUCGUCCAUCUUCAGCCGCACGCGAAGCAACGCGCCGGGCGACUCGGGCAACGCCGGGUUCGGCGCCAGCAACAAUUGGAUACAGACGCACAGGUACCGGAGGCAGCUUGCGAAAGAGGAGGAGGCGUUCCAGCGGGGCGAGGUGGCGCGCGAUAAAACCGGGCUGCUGCCCGUCGAGGCCAAGGCCGCGAGCGAGCGGGGCCCGCUGGGGAUUGCCGAUUUACGGUUGGCAUUGGAGAUGGGCGACUGCGGGCUCGCGAAUUUCCCUAUCAUCACGAGGUCGGUGAUAUACGACUACCGCGAGGGCGAGCUCGAGAACUGGGACGACUACACAUAUGUCGAUGGCCGCCAUAGGAUCACGGAUCUGGACGGAGACGUCGAGAUGGGCGAGGUGAACGGGGCAGCAGCGGCGAAGGACGUUGGGCCGCUUGCAAACGGCGUCAGCCACGGCGACCACAUGGACAUCGACAAUGACAUGUGGUGGGAGGGUGUUGACACGACAGACAGAGACUUUCUUAAUGGGGUUUUGGACUCUUGUCUGGCUGUUGGCUAAUCUGACCGACAGAAGGCCGAGAAAGAGCUGCUUACGAGCAAAUAUUUUUAUCAUUACUUUUCUUUUGCACAAGGAGUUGCAUGGAGUCCGGCGGGGACGGCGUUUACGACAGGGCGGGCGGCGGCGGUGGGUUGCUUUAGGCAUUGCAUCGGCACUCGGUAUUUUCUUGGGCACGACAUGCCCUGUAUAACUGUUUUGGGUGGACUUACAAAAGGAGGCGGCGGACACAUUUGGCGUCGAAACGGGAACAUGGCUUCCUACCUACAGGUGCGCACUUGACACGAGAUGAAAGCUGAGGAUUCUGUGGCUGUCUGCGGGAGACAGGAGACGGCUUUUUGUACUGUAGUUUUUUUUCGAACGAUACCCGGAACAGCCCUCGCGGGGACGGAGGCGGGUGAUGCUCAUUGCUGGCUGCUGUACGUAGUUCAGCAUGAAAUAUAGGAGAAGGUAUGAGCGUGGAGC